UCGCUCCAUCAAUCGUACUGCUGGCUACGAUGCUUCCCGGGUCCUGUAUAAUGGUCCCGCAGGACGCGAUCGUGCCUCUGGAGAUCUUCGAAGGAUUCCAGGAGAAGAAAUCGUCCGGUGAUCGAGGCCUGAUCGUCGGUGAGAUCGCCGCCAUCCAAGAAUUGCGACAGAACUUCUCGGCGACUUUGCCUUGCAUACAAAACUACGUGAACGAGAGUAUAAGUAACCCGGCCAAGUGUGCGUUGGUCAUCAUAGAAGACGAGGGGGACGUGUUCGAGAUCGUGCAUCCUUUGUUGAUCUGGUUGAAGGAACACUACGCAUUCUACACGCACCCGCCGGCGGUGGAUUUCAACAUCCCGCAGCUGGCAUCCAGCGCGAUUGUCGUGAUGUCUAGAGGAGGGAGUCUGCUGAACGAGUACUACGUACUGGACCCUUGCGACAGGGGAUGUCUUUACGUGAUGAUACUGCUGCACAGGUUCGAAGACGAAGAGACUUUUCUCUCGGACGCUGCGAUUCUCUCCGAAGCGAUGUGGCACAGGAAGCUGUCUAUUGUUGCGACUCUGGGCAAAGUCGGGGACACCGUGCUGGUAGCAGGCAGCCUCUCCUUCGAAUCCGGCAAGAUCUGUACACCCAUGGCACCCGAGGUCCUGGGAAGCUGCGUCGAUGGAACAUGGGAGAAUCUGAAGAAGAUCGGCCCCUUGGAGCUGAACGAUUGCUACUUGAAGAUAGCCUAUCUGUACCAGCCUCCGUACGUCAAUGUUAGGAACGGAACGGAAAUGUUGUACGGAUUCGAAGGCCGUCUGAUCGAGGAAGUGGGAAGGGACAUGAAUUUGGAGAGACUGGAGAUCACCUGGGAAGAUAACGCCAGCUUCGUCGACCAGGUCAAAACAACUCUGUUCGACACAACGAAAGCGGAUCUGGUGAUCGGCAGGAUCCUGCAUCUGGAGGACGACGACAUCGGGUACUCGUACACCUACGACGUGGUGCAGUUGGCCUGGCUGGUGCCGAAGAUCGCGGAGGUAUCGUUGAAAGGUCUUGUCCGACCUUUCCAGACCUUCGUCUGGGCAGCUAUCAUUGGAAUCCUGAUUUUCGGAGGUUUCUUCAAGGUGUUCAUGGUGCCCGAUGUCGCUGGCCUGGACAUUUUCGCGAUGAUCAUCGGGGCGCCCGUGCACAAACAGCCUACCAGACUGUCCAGAAGGAUUCACUUCAUCGCCUGGAGCAUCUUCGGCCUCUUCCUGACCCAAUUGUACAUAGACUCUUUGGCCGAUCAAUUGAUAAAUCAGUCUAACUUGAAGAUCGAAACCACGGAGGAACUGGCCGCUUCUAACAUCAAGAUCGCCGGCACCGCGGCGUUCAAAACUAUCAUAGACUCUUUCGACGAAUCCGACGAGUUCGUCGGUCAUAUAAAAAAGGAGUUCGUCGAGCUCGACCUCGAUCUGUACAUCGAGCUUUUCGGAGACAUCCUGGAAGGUAAGAAUACCACGUUCGCGGUGGUAGUGGUGCUGAACUCGUCUAGAAGCGAACCAAUCGAGACAUCCUACGCCUACACCAUGACCACAGACGUGAUCUGCAGUUUUCCUUUGUCCAUGGCUACCUGGAAGGGAUUCCCGCUGAUGUCGACAAUCGACACCAAGAUUCUACUCUUACUCGAUUACGGGAUGUUCGAUUACAUGGUGGACAUCGCCCUUGGAAAAGACAUCCGCGCUAGAAUGUCCGCCAUUGCGCAGGACAAGGACUAUAAAACGAAUCUGCAUCUUCAGCAGUUCGUCCCCGUGUUUCUGACCAUGGCCAUUGGCUUCGUGGCUGGCUCGAUCGUACUGAUCCUGGAGAUCAUAUUGCAUCCUUGGAAGGGGUUCGAGUGAUGUUUCUGAAGUGAUGUGGCAGUUGCUUUCUGGACAGUUGUAUUUGUGGAACGAUAUCGCGCCGCGUUCAGUGUCAUCGCACAUGCGAAACUUUCAGGAUUUCAUC
Megalopta genalis is the source of this 1968-nucleotide messenger RNA. RefSeq lists its product as uncharacterized. NCBI's taxonomy places the organism in Eukaryota, Metazoa, Arthropoda, Insecta, Hymenoptera, Halictidae. The record is from RefSeq and is a predicted model, not a curated record.